This is a messenger RNA of Strongylus vulgaris, 321 nucleotides long. The record is from the annotation of a GenBank genome assembly. Lineage: Eukaryota; Metazoa; Nematoda; Chromadorea; Rhabditida; Strongylidae.
AUGACCAGUGUGUUCCUGACGGCACAGAAGAGCCUAGCGCUCGAAGGGAGACAUACUGUGGUUUUCAUGGGAGCCGCAGAAAAUGUCAAUGGAGACCAGCCGAUGACGGGAGAAUGUGCUAGACAUCCUUGGCGCAGGCCUAAAGCCUUACAUACGGUCUUGAAACUCGCAGCGGGGUGUGCUUGCCUUCGAGGCGGCUCAGCGAAGCUCUGUAGAAAUAGAUUUGUGGCUGCUUUCGAUCCAUCACAGCGGCCGUCGUGGAGAAAGAAAUCCGAACUACACAAAAACGUUCCCGGAUUUGAACAGAACUCGGAAUGGUGA